UUUUUUUUUUUUUUUUGUCCCUCGGCUCUUCAGGCCAGUGGAAUCUCUUUGCAUCUUUGUGUCAUCCUGUUAUAUAAAUCUCAUCUAUUCUGCUUCCACUCAAAAGCUCAGUGUCAGUUAAGUCAAGAAAAGUUCUCCAUAUACUGUAAAAUGCCGUAGGGAGUCUAAUGGAAGUUGCCAUUCUUGUCAUGGUAUUAACUGUCAAACAACUGAUACUUUAAUGCAAACAGAGCAAAGAAUAGUACUCAGAGGCAUACUGUAUAUAUUCUCUGCUCUGUGGGAGCGAAAAUUCCUUGUGUAAUUGGGUACCGUUUCUACUUCUUAACUGACGGUUUGGCUAAUUUUUAGCCCAGAGUAGUAGCAGCAAUUCAUCUUGCCACUCUGUAACAUCUUACAAGCUCUCCCUACUUUGCACAUAGAACAUGGUGAACUCGCUCAUUAAGCUGAGUUUACGGCCCCUCAUCAGGUAUUGGAGGCAGGUCCCGGGUCACAAAGUUAAAACCGGAUUAUCAGCCCUGUCUGGAGUCGGUUAUUUAUGGCCAUCCAUAUUGACUGAAAAGCCAAGCUCACCACUCGGCAUUCGUCAGUUUGCGUGUAGUAUAACUUGUCUGGCAUCACCAGAGGCUCUUUCGGUGGCAUCCUCUGGAUUUCGGUGUAAUGGGAUAUGUGACAACAAUGAUUGCGAGAAGAUGCCUCAUUUAAGUGGAUAUUUUAGAAAAUUGGCCAGUCCAGUCUCCAGCGGCCCCCUACCACCUUCAAAGCUGAUGCUGCAUACAGUAAUGCAGCAUCCAGAGGGAGCUUUUUGAGAGCUGGUAAGGCGUCAGCCAUAACAAAGAUUACUACGGUAACCUCAGAGGAUUUGACCUGAUCGACUGCCGUUGGAUGUGAGUGGAACAGAGGCAGGAGCGGGGAUUAUUCAAGGCUUAGUGCUUACAGUGCUUUGUAAUCAUUCAUUCUCUCCUGUGGUUUGGACAAUGAUGGGUCGCUCUUCCGUGGCUGACAGAGAGAGGAUCUUUAGCAAUGGCCAUUUUGGACCUCUUUUAUGUGGACGAAUCUUAAAGGCGAGAUGAAGGACUUGUGUCGCAUUUGCAAUGGUCGUCUGGUUGGCAACCAGUGUCGUUGGAUCUUCAGCUCAUCCGCAAAGAGGAAGCUGCAAAUCAUUUUGUCACACGUGCUCGGCUGGGAGGUGACCCGCGACGGCCGCGGAGAGUUCCUCUGUGGGAAAUGUGUAUUCCAGCUGGAGAAGGUGAUACAGUGUGACGUGAACCUCAGCCAGCUGCAGGAACAGCACAACAGCAAAGUGCUGAAAAUACAAGCGGAGAAGGCUCAUCUGAUCGAGUGCAUCAUCCAUGUCUACAACAAACACAACCCCGACCAGGAAAAGAGCGACGAGGAGAGCGUCCGCUCAAAAACUCCCCUCAGGUCAUCCGGGGCGGCCAGUUUUGACGACGAGGCCGCGAGUCUGCUCCCCAGUGAGACACAAUCGCCCAGGGAGAGCGGCAGUAGUCACUGCAUGAGGAGAUGUGUGAGUCUGGAUCGACUCGUGGGCAAAGGAGUUUUCCCGGGACGUUCAGGUCUCAAGAAAUGGAGGAUGGGAUCAACUGUGGGGCUGGACAUCUCGAUGAAGAGCUUUGGUUUGCGGGGCUCGCGUGGCAGCUCUCAGAGCAUGUACCUGGACCUGGUCCACUCCAAGGGCACGUUCCCUCGGUCCGGAUUCAAAGGCCGUUCUGCAUCCUUGCAGUCCCUCAAUCGAGACUUUGACACUGCAGAAACUACGCCACGUAAGACAAAAGUUAGAGAGCCUAAGACGUUUAUCUUCAGAAACGCUGCCGCUGAUGAUCCAGUGGGAAAGGCUCAAGCUAAAAUGCUCCUGCGCAGAUCCUCACGGCAGCCCUCGGUCAUCUCUGACUUGAUCCAGCUCCUGCGCUGCCUCAGCAAACAAAGCGUUUCAGUCCCGGCCGGGAGUCGCCUCCCUGUUUUGAAGAGGUUCACUGUUGGACAUCUCUAUGCCUGUAACAAGCGAAUGCGCAGAGAGACUCGGUGGAAGUCUCUCCAUGACCUAACAGAAGAAUUUGAUGACCAAUACAUACCUGCAACAGCGGAGGUAGUUCUUUGCUGCAAUCGAACUGGGCAAACUGUCACUGGUGGUAAAUAUUAGUGGAACUCAAGGGAGUUAUUUAUCUUUCCUCUUUUCUUUUUUUUUUUUGUUUUCCAA
This is a messenger RNA of Hippocampus comes (tiger tail seahorse), 2215 nucleotides long. RefSeq lists its product as uncharacterized. Gene Ontology annotation, biological process: regulation of Golgi organization; positive regulation of microtubule nucleation; centrosome cycle. The transcript has a single exon. Gene Ontology annotation, molecular function: molecular adaptor activity. The record is from RefSeq and is a predicted model, not a curated record. Bases 1043 to 2158 code for a protein of 371 amino acids. NCBI's taxonomy places the organism in Eukaryota, Metazoa, Chordata, Actinopteri, Syngnathiformes, Syngnathidae. Gene Ontology annotation, cellular component: centrosome; Golgi apparatus.